ACGUGACUCCGAGCUGCCUCCGCUCUCUCCAAGCCCUAUUCCUUUAAGAUGAUGUAAUAGUCAUUUCCCUGGAUGGUUUCUUGCCUGCACUGCUCACACAACAGCAUCUGAACUGCUCCUGGCACCGUGGGACCUCAGCUUUGGAGCCCAAGCCCCGCAGGCGUCUCCUCGCCUUCCAGGCUGCUUUUCCUUCCCACCUGGCGGGGACAUGGGCGUCCCUUUGCCCUUGCCGGCAGGUGGGGUGGCUGCUGAGACCCUGGGGGGCGCAUCUGUCUGUCGCCCUGCCUCUGGGCUCUCUGAAUGCCUCUAAGUCCGGGUACCUCUUGCAACUCUCCCAGGUGCAAAGGACCUAUCUGUUCUAUAAGGUUUGGAUUUCGUUUUUUCUUUUUUUCCUACGGAAGCUUUGCUUGAAUUUUUUUUUUCCUCCGCUCCACUUCUCAGCAUCCUCUCCGUUCAACUUUUUCCCCGGAUCCGUUUUAACUAGAGAUUAGAAGUGAAUGCAUACAUACAUUCAUACACACAUAGAAAUGUACACCUACUAGCGCUUAAGUGUGGAAUCAUUGUUUUCCGAGAGCACAAAUCUCUUGACACUUUUCAUCGAUACCAAUGUCCUUUACCUGUUUGGGAUUUGACAAGACGUCCGUCCAGGCUCAGUGUGGCUGUGGUUUCUGAUUGCUCUGGAAAGGGUUAUUUCUUCGCAAGAACUGAGUCUUCAGCACUCGCUAAGACAGACCUCUGAGUAACUGGGCAUUUGGCCUUCUUGCCUACUGAGCCUAAUGGAAGAUUGAAUGUAGACGAGCUGAUUAUUACAUCCUGUGAAGUAAGAGCUCGCUGUCAGCCAGCUUUUUAACUUCUCCUCCAGCAUUAUCUCACCUGUGGACUCUCCUAAAAUUUGCUUUGUUGGGAGAAUAAAAACCAAAACAAAACCAGGGUAAGAAGGAGUAAUUUAAAAAAGAAAAGUUAGUACCUUUUCCUUACCUUACGAGUGGAUGCAAAGUCUAGGGCUGUAGCUCGUUUGGAUUACACCUUUAAUUCCAGGAGGCUGCAGAAGAAAGGGACAAUGGCUCUAAGUGGGAACUGUAGCCGUUAUUAUCCUCGGGACCAGGGGGCUGCUGUUCCCAACUCCUUCCCUGAAGUCAUAGAGCUGAAUGUUGGCGGCCAGGUUUACUUCACUCGCCAUUCCACAUUGAUAAGCAUCCCCCAUUCUCUCCUGUGGAAAAUGUUUUCCCCAAAGAGAGAUACUGCUAACGAUCUAGCCAAGGACUCCAAGGGAAGGUUUUUCAUUGACAGAGAUGGCUUCCUGUUUCGUUAUAUUCUGGACUAUCUCAGGGACAGGCAGGUGGUCCUGCCUGAUCACUUUCCAGAAAGGGGAAGGCUGAAAAGAGAAGCUGAGUAUUUCCAGCUCCCUGACCUCGUCAAACUCCUGGCCCCUGAGGAUGUCAAGCAAAGCCCGGAUGAGUUCUGCCACAGUGACUUCGAAGAUGCCUCCCAAGGAAGCGACACGAGAAUCUGCCCCCCCUCUUCGCUGCUUCCUCAUGACCGCAAAUGGGGUUUUAUUACUGUGGGUUACAGGGGAUCCUGUACCUUGGGCAGAGAGGGGCAAGCAGAUGCCAAGUUCCGGAGAGUUCCCCGGAUUUUGGUUUGCGGAAGGAUUUCCUUGGCAAAGGAAGUCUUUGGAGAAACUUUGAAUGAAAGUAGAGACCCCGACCGAGCUCCAGAAAGAUACACCUCCAGAUUUUAUCUCAAGUUCAAACAUCUGGAAAGAGCUUUUGAUAUGUUGUCAGAGUGUGGAUUCCACAUGGUGGCCUGUAACUCUUCGGUUACAGCAUCCUUUGUCAACCAGUAUACAGAAGACAAGAUCUGGUCGAGCUAUACUGAGUACGUCUUCUAUCGUGAGCCUUCCCGGUGGUCCUCCUCUCAUUGUGACUGCUGCUGCAAGAAUGGCAAGGGAGACAAAGGAGAGAGCGGCACCUCAUGUAAUGACCUCUCUACUUCCAGCUGUGACAGCCAGUCAGAAGCCAGCUCUCCCCAGGAGACGGUGAUCUGUGGGCCUGUGACGCGCCAGAACAACAUCCAGACUCUGGACCGACCCAUCAAGAAAGGCCCGGUGCAGCUGAUCCAACAGUCAGAGAUGAGGCGAAAAAGUGACCUGCUCCGGACUCUGACAUCAGGCUCCAGGGAGUCGAACAUAAGCAGCAAAAAGAAAACUGCGAAGGAAAAGCUCUCCAUCGAGGAAGAGCUGGAGAAAUGUAUCCAGGAUUUCCUGAAGAUAAAAAUUCCAGAUCGCUUCCCUGAGAGAAAACAUCCUUGGCAGUCUGAACUCUUACGGAAGUAUCAUCUAUAGGGGGAGGGCUGCGGGUAGUCACCACUUUGAAAUAAACCUCCCCAAAGGAAGACAUAUGUUAAA
Messenger RNA from Mus pahari (shrew mouse), 2407 nucleotides. It is a transcript of the gene Kctd16, whose product is annotated as potassium channel tetramerization domain containing 16. The transcript has 3 exons. Gene Ontology annotation, molecular function: protein binding. Gene Ontology annotation, cellular component: presynaptic membrane; postsynaptic membrane. The record is from RefSeq and is a predicted model, not a curated record. The coding region runs from base 1061 to 2344 and encodes 427 amino acids. NCBI's taxonomy places the organism in Eukaryota, Metazoa, Chordata, Mammalia, Rodentia, Muridae. Gene Ontology annotation, biological process: regulation of G protein-coupled receptor signaling pathway; protein homooligomerization.